GCACCCUUUAAGCCCUGAAGCGGAGCAGCAGGCAUGUGCUAGUUCGCAAACAGGCGCUCCCGGACCCAGCAGCAUUGAAUUGAUGCACAAGGGAGUCGACCUACACGCCUGAAGAUGCUUGAUUGGCAGAGAGGGCUUGGCAAGGCGGGCGCCGCCGAUGGCAGCGCCAAUACCAGCAAGCUGCUGGUGCACACCACCUCGAGAUCGUCGUCAGGGAUGGGCCUCAGCAUAGGGAUCAGCGGCCAAUUCGAUACAGACAGCGUCUGUUCUGGAGGCAGCCCGCACAGAGGGGCGGGGCGCGGCCACCGCAACGAGCCCUUCUUCAUCGGCGUCGCAGGCGGCACGGCAAGCGGUGAGACGACCUGCAGACCAGUGCGUGGUGAUGCUCAGCCAGGACUCCUUCUACCGCAACCUGAGCCAGGAGGAGCUCAAGGAUGUGAAGAACUACAACUUCGACCACCCCUCCGCCUUUGACAAGGAGGCCAUUAUGAAGUGCCUGACAGAGCUCAGGGAGAUGCGCGUGGUGGAGGUGCCAGUUUAUGACUUCACAACACACCAGCGCAGCACCGAGACGCGGCGGGUACCCCCCGCCGACGUGGUGAUCAUCGAGGGCAUCCUGGUGCUGCACAUGGAGGAGAUCCGCGCCAUGCUCAACAUGAAGGUGUAUGUGGACACAGACGACGACGUGCGCCUGGCGCGCAGAAUCCAGCGCGACGUAGCGGUGCGGGGCCGCGACGUGGCAGGCGUGAUUGAGCAGUACACAAAAUUUGUGAAGCCAGCGUUUGACCAGUUUGUGGCGCCAUCCCGCAAGUUUGCUGACAUCAUCAUUCCCUGGCACCGCUGCAAUGAGGCGGGCGACAAUGUGGUGGCCAUCGACCUGAUCACCGAGCACAUCCGCAUGAAGCUGCAGCAGCACGAUCUGCGCCGCAUCUACCCAAACCUGGAGGUCAUCCCCUCCAACUUCCAGAUCCGCGGCAUGCACACCAUCGUGCGAGAUCGGGAGACGUCCACGGCGGACUACGUCUUCUAUUCCGACCGCCUGCUGCGCCUGGUGGUGGAGGCCAGCCUGGGGCACCUGCCCUUCAGGGAGAAGACCGUGGUGACGCCCACGGGGCACCAGUAUGUUGGGGUGGACUUUGCCAAGAAGCUGUGCGGCGUGAGCAUCAUCCGCAGCGGGGAGAGCAUGGAGAAUGCGCUGCGGGCCUGCUGCAAGGGGAUCAAGAUUGGGAAGAUCCUGGUGCACAGGGUGGAGGACCGGGUGAUGGAGCAGGAGAUCGUGUAUGAGAAGCUGCCCACAGACAUCGCGGAGCGGUAUGUGCUGGUCAUGGAUCCCAUUCUGGGCACUGGCGGCUCCGCAACGCGCGCCGUCAACGUGCUGCUGGAAAAGGGCGUGGAGGAGGGCAAGAUCCUGUUCCUGAGCCUGAUCGCGGCUCCCGAGGGCAUCCACACGCUCUGCAGACGGUUCCCACGCAUCAAGGUCAUCACCUCUGAGAUCGACGACUACAUCGACACAGACUUCAGGGUGGUGCCGGGAUGCGGCAACUUUGGAGACCGCUACUUCUGUGAGUGAUGGGGUAGGGUGAGGCGCUAGCACUUUCUGACGAGCAUCGCUGUCCCGGCCGCUGGCCCAUUUCAUUAGAACGAGCGUAGAGUGUGGCUUAGCACUGCUUAUCUUGCCUCCUUGGCGGUGCCAUGAGCGUGUCACACUGUCCUGUCCAAUUCUUUCUGCACCCACCACGGUGCUCCUGGGGCCUUGUGCGACGUUUGGUGUGGCCGCACAGGCAGGCUCUUGUCGGGAAAUUGUGCCGAGAUUCAUUGGUUGGCCCCGGUCUGUACUCUGUUUUCGAACGAAUCUUGAACCACUCGUGAACCACCAACGCGG
This is a messenger RNA of Chlorella variabilis, 1882 nucleotides long. RefSeq lists its product as hypothetical. The coding region runs from base 383 to 1570 and encodes 395 amino acids. Gene Ontology annotation, molecular function: ATP binding; kinase activity. The transcript has 14 exons. Gene Ontology annotation, cellular component: cytoplasm. NCBI's taxonomy places the organism in Eukaryota, Viridiplantae, Chlorophyta, Trebouxiophyceae, Chlorellales, Chlorellaceae. The record is from RefSeq and is a predicted model, not a curated record.